This is a messenger RNA of Humulus lupulus (European hop), 2732 nucleotides long. RefSeq names its product L10-interacting MYB domain-containing protein. Bases 182 to 2545 code for a protein of 787 amino acids. The record is from RefSeq and is a predicted model, not a curated record. The transcript has 9 exons. NCBI's taxonomy places the organism in Eukaryota, Viridiplantae, Streptophyta, Magnoliopsida, Rosales, Cannabaceae.
UGGUAGGUUGGGUGUGUGACCAAACACUACCUAAUGGCUUAGCUCUUAUUCCGGAUUAGGGUUAACUCUUUCACAAUCACACUCUUUCUCCAUAGGCGGCAACCAAACUCGCUCGGAGCAUUUACUCUCUCUUCCAACAAUUACAGUCAAAUGUAGUUAUACAAAAUUUUAAGGCAAGAGAAUGGUUGGCCAGAACAGUACGGGCAGUGAUCGUUCCAGGACAUAUUGGACACCAAUAAUGGAAAGAUACUUCAUUGAUCUAAUGUUAGAACAGAUGCAUAGAGGGGCCAGGAUUGGCCAUACUUUUAACAAGCAGGCGUGGACUGAAAUGCUCACCAUGUUCAAUGGGAAAUUUGGUUCUCAAUACGACAAGGAUGUUCUUAAAAGUCGAUAUACAAAUUUGUGGAAGCAAUUCAAUGAUGUAAAGAAUCUUCUGGGUCAGAAUGGAUUUUCUUGGGACGAAAGUCGUCAAAUGGUGGUGGCUGAUGAUUAUGUGUGGGAUGCUUACAUUAAGGCUCAUCCUGAUGCACGGUCUUAUAAAACUAAAGCAGUUCUGAACUUCAAUGAUUUGUGCCUGAUAUAUGGAUAUACAACUGCUGAUGGAAGAUAUAGUCGAUCAAGUCAUGACCUGGAUCUUGAUGAUGAAGUGCAAGGAGUAAAUAUAGGUGAUGGAAUAUACAAUCUUAUACCUUCUAGUAAUGAUCGACCAAGAACAGAUUGGACACUGGAAAUGGACCAGUAUUUCAUUGAGCUUAUGUUGGACCAAGUAGGAAGAGGCAAUAAGGUUGGUAAUGCAUUCAAUAAACUAGCAUGGACAGAUAUGCUUGCUUUAUUUAAUGCAAAAUUUGGUCCCCAACAUGGCAAAAGGGUUUUAAGGCAUCGACACAAAAAACUGUGGAAGUACUAUACUGACAUAAAAAUUCUUCUUCAACAAGAGGGAUUUUCUUGGGACAAAACACAACAAAUGGUAGCGGCUGAUGAUAAUGUUUGGGAUGCUUACACCAAGACAUACCCACAUUCGCGUACUUAUAGAACAAAGGCCCUACCAAACUUUUAUGAUAUGAUCCUUAUAUUUGGUAAUGACAUCGACCAUGGGUUGAACAAUUGUUCGCAUCAGAAGAGAAGCCUUGAAGAUGAUACAGUACGACUAAAAGCAGGUGAAGUAAAGGGGAACCAAGCCUCUAGUGUGGGUGAUCGUACUAGAACAUAUUGGACACCACCAAUGGACCGUUAUCUUAUUGAUUUGUUGCUAGACCAGGUGCAUAGUGGAAACAAACUAGGGCAAACAUUCAUAAGCCAGGCUUGGAUAGAUAUGGUCACAUCUUUCAAUGCUCAAUUUAAAUCUUGCCAUGACAAAGAAGUUCUGAAGAACAGAUACAAACAUUUGAAAAGGCAAUAUAAUGACAUAAAAAUACUUAUCGAGCACAAUGGAUUUUCUUGGGAUGAAUCACGGGAAAUGAUAUUAGCAGCAGAUCACAUCUGGGAUGCCUAUAUAAAGAGCCAUCCUGAUGCUCGAUGCUAUAGAGUCAAAACAAUACCAGGUUUCCACAAGUUGUGUGUUAUAUUUGGAGAAGAACAUUCUGAUGGAAGAUACAGCCGUUUGGCACGUGAUGCUGACCCAUUUUUUGAAUUACCCAUGUUGAUGUCUAGUGAUGAGAAAAGUGAUGUCUCUCCAAUGAAUUCUGUUCCUUCAAUUAUAGAUUGGACACCACCAGUGGACCGAUACUUGAUUGACCUUAUGUUAGAGCAGGUACAAAAAGGGAAUAAGAUUGAUCAUACACUCAACGAGCAAACAUGGGAUUAUAUGCUCAAUUCAUUUAAUGAAAGAUUUGGACUUCAAUGUGAUAAAUGUGUUCUUGAAGAUCGGUAUAUUUGGUUGAGAAAACGGUAUGAUGAUAUUUGCAAGCUUCUUAGUUGUAGUGGGUUUGGAUGGGAUGAAGCAAAUCAAACUGUAACUGCUGACAAUGAUGUUUGGGAGGCCUACAGUAAGGAAAACCCAGAUACUGUCUUAUAUAGAAACACAGGCUUAAGCAUUUACAGUGAUUUGAGCAAGAUUUAUCAAAGCAGAGUAUUUGAUGAAAGACUUGAUGUUAUGAAUACAGAAAAUAUCUCUGAUGAUCAGGGUGCAGAAACGGCAAGUGCAACUGGUCCUAGUAUCCUGGAAGCUGUGGUUGAUGGAGCUAGCAAUCUCCCAUUGUCAACUGAAGGGGUUAUUAUGUCUGAGAAACAAAAGAAACGGCAAACUUGGAGAUUGUUGGAUAGAGCCACUGGAAAUACUAGGAAAGUGCAGAAAACUAGUGAAAAUAAACUGGAGUCUCUUUCUGAGAUGGCAGACCUUGUUGCAGAGUUGGUGACCAAGACAGAAAACAAGAACUGUCAUUCCCUAGAAGUUGCAAUAGAUGCACUUCAGUCUAUACCUGAUUUGGAUGAUGAACUUCUUUUAGAUGCCUGUGAUCUGUUAGAAGAUGAGAGAAAAGCUAAAAUGUUCUUGGCACUUGAUGUUGCGCUGAGAAAGAAAUGGCUACUUCGAAAGCUUCGUCCAUAGUUGCUACCCUCCCUGGUUUGCCGAAACAGUUACAGAAUUUAGUGCAUUUUUCACUUCAUUUUUGUUUUGGUUGCAACCUGUUCAUGCCAGAGCUAGGAAGAGAAAAAAUUCAGUGGACUUUGUGGUGCUUUUUAUCAGAUAAAUGGUAAUAGGAUCCUGAUGGCUCCGUAUCACUUUUGGUUCCACA